GAGAAGCCCUGAGGAAACCGUACCGCCGCCAACCGUCCUCCCUCGUCGCCGAAGAGAGCGCCUGCUUGUAGUUUUUUCCCUUUGCGGAAAAAGCAUCGCGACGUCACAAUUCGAACAUCGAAACACGCUUUAAAGAUGCCGCGGCCAGUUUCAAAAGGAACUUCUCAAUUAUCGGCACGGGGACAGAUGGAGAGGCGGCGGCCACCGUUUCUCAGAGCUUCUGCCAAAACCAAGGAGACGGAACGAAGCAGUAAGAGUAAGAUGGAUUCUGCACGCAGCGGGGGUGCCAUAGAAGAACAAGGUAGUGAUGAAGAUCUGUCACCAGACGCUCUAGUCAGGCAAAAUUAUGAGCUCCGUCAUCGCUUGGAAGAGGAGACCGCGAGUUACAAAAGACGUUUGGACACGUAUCGGCAGGCUCAGCAGCAUCAAGCUGCCCUUGUCUCGCGGUUACAAGCUAAAGUUCUGCAGUAUAAACAGAGAUGUUCGGAACUGGAGAAUCAGAUGGCAGAGACAAUUCCGUGCGACACCAGUAAACCAGCGACAGCCGUAGUGUCGUCCACCACCGUGCUAGAGGCUGCGCAUCAGACACUUCGGGAUAUACGCGAGGAGCAAAUUCACGACUUGGAUACCGCCAUGAAAAAACUUGGCGAUGAACGGCGAAAAUGUGAGGAACUUUUGCAACUGAACGCGUCCCUGAAAGAUCAACUCGAGGAGUCUCAUCAAACAAACGAGGCGCUAACCAAUGAUUUGCAAAAGCUAAGCAACGACUGGGACAUAUUGAGAGACGAAUUGGCUAUUAAGGAAGAGGAGUGGAAGGAAGAGGAACAGGCGUUCAAUGAAUAUUACAUAUCUGAGCAUAAUCGAUUAUUGAAUCUGUGGCGCGAUGUUGUUUCCGUUAAAAGGCUGUUCGCGGAAAUGAAAUCUACUACCGAGAGGGAUUUGUCCAAACUACGGAACGAAAUUAUUGCGUCGUCUACUGAAAUGACAUCGGCAUGCAACACUGCGAAUUUUACCAUGAAGCUUCAAGCGACUGCGACGCAAUCCACGGUUAUAGAUCAUUUUACACCGUCCCAAAGAAUGCAGCAGCAGGAAGAGGAACAAGCCGUGACAAUUCUGAAAACAGAGAUUACGGCACUUAAGCAACAGCACGCCGUCGAUCAACAUGAAAUUCGCACCAAAGACGACCGGAUAGAUCAGCUCAUUCGAGAAAUUCGCAAUUUAGAAGAAAGAUGUGGCGUUUCCGAGGCGGCGGUGAGCCAAACCGUGCGUAUGCAGGAAGACAUCGAGGUGCUGGAGUCUGCGUUACGAGAUAUCGCGCAUGCCGUGAUUCAGGACGCCGAGAGCCGGGACGCCGACGCUAAACAGGCGUCCCCGCACAUCCACCUGUCGCCCAGCGGACUGAUUCAGCAGAGAUCGCCGAAGAGAAGCGCGCGAAGUAACACUAUACCGGCGCUUGCCGAAAGCACUAUAAGUGCAGUACGGGCGGCUCUGCAGAAGUAUCAGUUAACGAUACGCGAGUUACAGAUAAAAUCACAAACGAACAAGGAACAGAUCGCAGCGAUGCGAAAACAGUGCGACACCGCGGAGGAAAACGCUCAGAUGUUAAAUAUAAAAGUCGCGGAACUGAUCUCUCAGUUGGACACAUGCCGUUCGCAAUGCACACAGUUAGAUCAAGAGAGGGACAUGCUGAAGAAAAGUCUCGACACUGUGAAAAUGGAGAAAAAUGCAUUGGACAAAAAUAAAGUAGAACUUAAUAGCACGUUGGAGGCUCUUAGAAGUAACUAUGAGAAACUUCAGAAGGCCAAUAAUAAGUUACAAAAAUUGUGCGACAACUUGGAAGACGAAAAGUUGUAUUUGCAAAAUGAGCUUGGUAGAAUAUCAGAGGAUGCCGAUUUAAAAGAAUUAAGUUUACGUUCAGAGGAGGAUAGAUGCAGUAAAAUGCGAGAAGAGCUUUUGACGCUGCGGGAAGAAUUGAGUAAGGCUUAUCUUGCCAAGGACAUGUUGGAACAGCAGAAGUUAGAAACCGACGGAUUGAUUUCUCAAAUCGAAAAGGGCAAAGGCGAACUCGAGUUGGAGUUGGAACGUAUACUGUUGGAAAAGUCAGAUGUACAGGAAAUUCUGAUGAAAAUGGAAACGAUGUGCUCCAACUACGAGCAGGAUAAGCAAAGAUUGCAAGAGGAAUUGAGAAAAAUGACGGACGAGAAGAACAAGCUCGCGAAUCAGUGCGUCGAUCAGCAAGGGGAUCUGAAUUCGUUGAGGAAGGAAUUGCUGCAAGCCGAACAGACUCGGCUUGAUGUGGAAUCCGAGAAGGUUACGUUGAACGAAAAGAUCAAAUUUCUGGAGAUAGAGAAGGAGAAGGUGGAAAUGGAAUUGGGUCAAGUGAUGCGCGAGCGCAGCGAUUUGAGCAAUCAACUGUCGGUUUUGGCGCGCAAGAAGGAAACGUUAAACGAGGAGCUCAUGAGGCUUAGGCAAAGAUUAGAGCAGUCCAACGAAAUGAAUGCACGAAUAAACAGGAACUUGAAGGAUCUGGUGAAAGAUAACGAGGAGAAACAGGUGCUCUUGGAAACAAAUGAGAAGGAAUUCCAGAGAUUGCAAGAGCAGCUCGCGUCAAUGCGCACGGAGAAGGAAAUAUUGGAAGGUGUACUGUUUGAUACACAAACCAAUUUAGAAGCUACGCAUAUUAAGAAAACGCAAUUAGAGAAAGAGCAAAAAGAGUUACUAAUAAAACAGGAGAGCUUUAAGGGACAGGUGACGCGACUGACGAAGGAACUGGAGAAUAGUGAAAAACGUGCGCAAGACAUCAAACAGUCGCUUACGCAACAGAGCGGCGAUCAGAUUGCAGAAUUUCAACAAAUUAUAUCCAAUAUGAAGAGACAAUCGGAAGAUAGCAUAAAGAAGAUAAGCGACGAAAAAGAGCAAAUAAGAAUAAGUUUAGAGAAACGGUUGCAACAAUCUGUAGCACAAAUGGAGGGAGAGAAAAACGAAGAAACCAAUCAGCUGCAGCAACGAAUAGAAGAGUUGCAGCAACACAUAGAGAAUUUGUGUAAGCAACAUGAGGAAGCACUUCUUAGAGCCGAGAAUGACAAACAACAGGCACUUCUAAUAGCUCAUCACGACCAACAGGCUCUAAUCGAAAAGAUCGACACUAUUAUGCGCGAAUUAGAAGAAGAAAAGAACACUCUGGAACGUGUUAAAAGAGAGGCCGCGGCGCGCGCCGAGCAAGAACGGAAUAAUACGAAUCAGCUGCGCGACGAGUUAAAUCGUCUGAAAACAAAGCUGGAUGAGACGAAGCUGAGGGCCAGCGAGGAAAAGAUGAAACUUGACUUAAAAAUAGAGGAGCUCUGGAAGGAACGGGAGUCCACGCAACAUGAGGUCGAAGAGUUGCAAGUUCAACUGCACAUGACGGAGGAUAAAGUGGAUGGAUUGCAAAAUCAGUUGCACGAUACGAUUAGAAAGCUCAAAGACGCCGACAAUGUUAAUGAGACAAUGCGCAAAGAGUUAGUGGACGUACGACGGCAGUUAGCGGAUACCACGUACGAGAAGGAAAAAUACAACAACAGUAACAAGGAGUUGCGGGAGCACGUUAAGCAAAUUGAGAGCGAAAGGAGGGAGCAGGGGAGAACGUUGGAGGAGUCAUAUCAGAAAAUAGCAACACUGGAGGACGCGAAAGCGACCAUGGACGUCGAGAGGACGCGUCUGCAGGCGCAAGUACGCGACAUGGAACGCGAAGCGUUGCAGCUGCAGCAGCAACUUCGCUUCACGCAGGACGAGCUGCAGAAGUGCCACGAGAACAACGCCCAGGCUCAAAACGAGGAGAAGGAGCUGCAGGCCAGGCUGGCUAACGAGAUCGAGGAGAGAGAGCGAAUACAACUGCAAUUGCAUCAGGUCAAGAAACAGGUAAUCGACUUGGAUAACAGUCUGGAAGUCACGCGGCAAGAGCUUGGGAAAUUACGCGCGCGUGCGGACGAGGAGGAUGAAAGAUGGCGUGCUCGAGAGCAAGAGCUGCUGGUGCGGCUCGAGGACAGCCGCUGUCGCGAAAGAAAGCUGGAGGAUCAGAAGCAUAAUCUGGAGGUUUGCUUAGCCGACGCCACGCAGCAACUCCAAGAGCUGAAGGCGCGUCUUGGAGGAUCCGAGGGCAGAGUACGAGCUCUCGACGCGCAACUGUCGCAAUUGGAGACCGCGAAGAAGGAAGUGGAGCAGAAGUUGAGCAGCGUGGGCUCCACGCUACGCCGUAUCGCCGGCAUUCAAAUGGACGGAAGCGUGACCAUGCCGUUUAAAUUGAUGAGCCCUUCGAGAAGGUGGAGUCCGGCGCGUGCGCAAGAUCAUGCCGACACUGGCAGAGACGUCAUACUGGACGUUGAUCCUGAAGCCGUUAGGAAAGGAGUACGAUCGCUUAUGCAACAAGUUGCCCAAAUCGAGCGCGAGAGGGACGAUUACAAAACAGAACUGUGCGGCUUGAAGAAGCAACUGAGGGAGUCUCAAGAAAAUCAAAGCAACACAGAUGUUAAAGUCAACAAUCUCCUGGUUAACAUUCGGACGCUUCAAGAAGAGAAGACAUCUGUGGAAACGAAACUAACUCAAACACAGGCUAGCUAUCAAGCACAGUUGGAUGCACUCCAACAAAAGACAGAGCAAUGCGAGCAAUUGUAUGAAAAAGUUACAAGCUUAGAGAUAAAGAUGAGUACCGAGUCGGACGAGAAAGGCCAAUACGAGGACAAGCUAGAGAAACUGAAACAAGAACUGAACAGAUUGGAGACGGAGAAGCGUAAUCUUCAGAAGGAAGUUCGCCACAGCGAUUCUCGCGCGACAGAGAUGGAACUGCACAGAAUGUCCUUAGACGGCGAUCUCCAAAGAUUGCAAAUGAUGCUGCAAGAAAAGGAGGCACACAUUCAAAAAUUGCAAGACCGCUUUGACACGCAAAGCCGUACCAUGGCAGGUUUGGAGGAACGUUGCGCCUCGUUAAAAUCUACUAUAGAGCAAUUAAAACUGUCGUUAGAGAAAGCAUCUGUUACGGAAAGCGAGCUUAAGAGUGAAAUAAAUUUGUUACGACACAAUAUAGUGGAGAUUACUACCUCCUCUCAAAGUAACAGCGAGAAGCUCAAGCAGCUGCAGAAACAACUUUCGAAUGCCGAGAAUGAUCGUAGAAUAUUAUCCGAACGUUUGGAAACGGUUCAGCAAACUUUGAGCAAUUUAAAGCACACCAAUCAAUCGCUGAUCGAUCACAAUGCACGGCUGCAGAAUGAGCUAGCCAACAAUGAGGUGCAGCGAUCAGCUUUGGAGUCGCAAUUGAGAUUGUCCACGUGGCCACCGGAAGGCGGCGUGACUAAAGACGAAGAACUAUUGCGUCAAUUGCAAACUGCUCAAAGAGAACGCAGCGAGAUGAGAGGAAGAGUGGACGCUCUCAAUGACAAAGUGAAGCUAUUAGAAGCUGACAAACGUAAUUUGGAGCGUCAGCUCGCUUCGAGCAAGACCGGUGGUUUGCGAAGCAAGAGUUACGAACAUCCGGAGAAAGCGCACAUGGAACUUCUGGGCACCAGUUUCAGCCUCGACAAUCUGGAGCACGAGAAUCGAGAAUUGAGAUUGAAGGUGCGGAAAUUGGAGACCCAAUUAGCGGAGAAGGAGGCCGAGCUUAUACGCCUGAAAUCAACUUACAUCCAUUCCUCUCAUUCGCUAUUGGACACGAGUCGAGAUAGAAGCGGAGAAUUGGAACGGAUCAGAGCCGCGCAACUGCAGGCCGAGAAAUUAUUAGAGGCGAGAGAACAGAGUCAUCGUCAGCAAGUAUCGCGUUUGGAAAAUCAGAUACAAUUAUUGCGGGAGCAGCUCAAUCAGGAGAUAAAGCGCAGGCAGCUGUACGUUUUACGGAGCUCGCGCGCCGGUAGAGAGAUGCAACAGUUGCGACAAGCGUUGGGCGACUCUCUGAGAACCGUGGCGCAAGAUCCGUCGUUGGACGCGGUGUUACUCGAACACGAGGCGCGUAAAUUGGAUUCCACCCUGUCGAGCAGUGCUAGCUUACCGCCGUCAUUAGCUUUACCCGCCCCACCGUCUUACAGAUCCACCACCCCGUCGCAACUCCUCGCGAUGUCGGACAGUGUUAAAGUGGCUAUUAAAGUCAGGCCGCUCAUCAAUCGGGAGAGGGACGACAAUUUAUCGAUACAAUGGGUGACGCAGGGCAACACCAUUGUGGCGACCGACGCCGAGUUCCGAAAGCGAUCCGACGGUAGAUUCGAAUUUGAUCACGUUUUCGAUACGAGCGCCAGCAACAAUGACGUAUUCGACAAUGUCGUGAGGCCUAUCGUCGAUGCAGCCGUGAACGGAUUCAAUGGCACAGUGUUCGCUUACGGGCAGACGAGCUCCGGCAAAACCUACACCAUGAUGGGCACCCCGAACGAACCUGGCAUAAUACCCCUGGCUGUCGAACACAUGUUCGACGCGAUAGCCAAUACCCCGGGACGUGAAUUCCUAUUGAGGGUGUCAUAUUUAGAGAUUUAUAAUGAGAAAGUCAACGAUCUCUUGAUGACGAAGAAAGGUGAAAUAACGGAUCUCAGAAUACACGAGGACGUGAAUGGCCAGGUAUUUGUCAAAUGUAAGGAAGAGGUUACGAACUGCCCGGAGGACGUUUUGUCCAUGAUGAGUAAGGGUAAUAGAAUCAGGAGAAUAGGCGAGACGAAUAUGAAUGAGCGAAGUAGCAGGAGCCACACGAUAUUUAGAAUCACGAUCGAAAGUCGAGUGGCCGGUGCUGACUCAGAUGGUGCAAUACAGGUUUCGCAAUUGAACAUGGUUGACCUCGCUGGUUCGGAAAGGGUAGGCCAGACAGGUGCCACUGGAGAACGCCUUAAAGAAGGACGUCACAUCAACUUGUCCCUCUCUACACUGGCUCUAGUGAUAAGGCAAUUGAGCGAGUCGCAAGACUCGCAGAAAUACAUAAAUUUCCGGAACAGCAAAUUAACGAGGUUGCUUCAACCUUCUCUGGGUGGCAAUGCAAUGACGGUGAUAAUAUGCGCAGUAACACCGGCUGCGUUAGAUGAAACUCAGUGCACAUUAUCGUUUGCAUCUAGGGCUAGAAAUAUAAAAAAUAAGCCAGAAUUGAACGAAGUCAUGUCGGAUGGUGUACUUUUAAAACGUUAUGCAAAACAAAUAGACAAGUUACACACAGAAUUAGAGAGAAUGAAACAACAGACUCGCACGACUGAGUUUCAAGAAAUGGAAUCUAAAAUGCAAGAGAAAGAUCUUAUUAAUCAGAAUCUGGAGGAGCGCAUCAGAUUGUUACAAACUCGUAUAGUUACUGCUGCUAAUCGCAACAACUCGAUAUCGUUCAAGAAUAAGGAAAAAAGGAGGCAGACUUGGGGCGGCGGUGGAUUUAAUAAAUUGAAUGCGUCUCUACCAAUGUGCGCGAAUUUAUCACCGAUCAAGGAGAUGUCACCUGUUAAAUUGUAUAAGAGAAAAUCAGCUAAUAUUGCGGAUACAACCUUCCAAAUAGCUUUUACUGAUUUUGAGCUGGAGCUUAUAAAAAGUGAAGCGGAUCGUAACGAAGACAACGACGAUAGCGAUGAGGAUAUGCCAUUUGUGACGUAUCGUAGUCAUCGCGUUAAGUUUAAGGACAGUAUAAUUUUUCACAAAUCACCUACGAACGACGGCAACGAUAGCGCCACAUUUGAGAAAAUUGACGUGUCUACUCAGACUGCGAGCGAUCAAUCACCCGGUACGCCGAAGCACAUCCUGCGUAACAGAAUUGUGUACAAUGUCGAGCAAAUCCGUAACUUGGAGGCACAAUAUUCAGAGCUUGAAGAGUUUACAACCUUGGAGAAGCAGCUGAGUGCCGAAGACCGUUUUUCGGAAUUCGAGGCGAAACUCACGAAGAAGUUUGAGAAGCAACUGGAAAAUAUCACAUCGGAUAAGAACGCAUUCGAGCAUAUAGCUUCUGAACUUCGUAAGAAGUUAACGGCGGCUGAAUUACGUUACACUGAGGCGGAAGAUCAAUUGAACUUGCAAGCAGCGGAGCUGCACAGGAUACCGGAUUUGGAGAAGAAAAUCACGCAGUUGUCCGCGCAAGAGAUCGAGGUGCAAAACGUUCCAGAGCUACGAAAGCAAGUAACCCUUCUUACAGCUGAAAAAGAUGGGUACGAACACGUCGCGUCUGAAUUACGAAAGAAACUCAAGGAAGCCGAACAACGCAAUAUUUUUCUGGAAGAAAAAUUAACGUCACGGAAUGAGGAAUUGCAGGAACCACUUGUUCAAAUUUCGAAUGACGAGACUGUUUCUUCCGAAAGAGACGAACUGCAAAUCAAAAUAACUGAUCUUUCAAGUAAGCUGGCGGAAGCGGAGUUAAGCAAUAAUUCGAUAAAAGGUAAACUGGAGGAGCAACUGCAAAUGCUGCAAAAUCUUCAGCAGGAAAAGAAUGUAUUUGCUUCUGAGAUGCAAAAUAAAUUGAGAGAAGCGGAAGAAAUCAAUAACUCUCUGAGAGAUAAAUUAAACGAGCAGCAGCUAGAGAUCCAGAAAGUGGAAGAUAAGGAGAAGCAGAUUGCGCAACUUGAAUCUGAGAAUCACAAAUUUAAACUUGACAUCGAGAAACUUCAAGAGCAGCUAGUAGUAAGUGACACGAAGAUAGAUAAGAUGCACGAAUACCAGCGAGAUUUAGAUAAAUUUCAACAACAGGAGGCUGUCGCAAAAGAAAAAAUGAAUGAAUUGGAACAAAUUAAUGGCGAGUUAAGAGACCAACUCAAAGAAGCAGAAUUAACGAAUGAUUCGAUGAGAAAUAAAUUGGACGAACAGAAUUUAUGUAUGCAAAAGACCUGCGACUUGGAAAACCAAGUUGAAAUUCUUGCUGUCGAGAAAAAUGAAUUUAAAGGUAUAGUUAGUGAAUUGGAAGAGAAGCUGAAAGAGGUAGAAUUAGCAAACAAUUCACUGAGAAAUAAACUGAAUGAUUAUGAAGCAAGUCAAUGUGAAACUGAUAGUUUAGAGGUUACAAACAAAAUUCUUACGUCAGAAAAUAACUCCGAAUUGAUCAUUUCCGAGUUGGAGGAGAAAUUAAAGGAAGCAGUAUUGUACAAUAAUUCCAUGAAGGAGGAAUUAAAUGUAUGCCAAGUAGAAGCGCAAAAAACGAUUGAGGAGCACAGAAAAUCUAUUGAGAGUUUUGCAGUUGUAAGAAGCGAAUUGGAAGAUGCGGUUCGUCAACUUCAAGAAAAGUCGAAGGAAGCAGAACACAAUGACAAUUUGAUGAAGGCUAAAAUAAAUAUCCUAGAAUUGCAGUUGCAGAAGAGUCAUGAUAUGGAAAGAGAGAUUGAAUGCCUCACGUCGCAAACAAAAGAGUACGAGUCGAUGGUUCACGAAUUGAGAGAGAAACUGGCCGAUGCCCAACACUUGCCAAUUUCAGCAAGAGGUGAGUCAAAUGGAGAACUACAAAAUGGAGAAUCGCAGAAGGUUCAAGUGGAUGCGGAAGUCGCAAGUCCGAUAGCUGGAAGAGAUGAACAGGACGCUGUAGGAUUGAGUAAAAAAUCGUCGAAGAGUCCCGGAAUGGAAUUCUCGGUGAGUAGAAACGAAAUUAAUCAUCUAACGAGUCAUAUUAAUUACUUGCAAAAUAUUUGUGGUUUACAGAAUGAGAAUGCAUACCUGAAGGAACUGGCGGCGAAAGUAUCGAUGUCGGACAACGAAUACGACCAGAGCAACGGCGAUUUGUCGAAAGUCACGGACGAUUUAUCGAUUACGAGGAUGUCUCUGGACGAGGAUAGCGCCAAGCUGUCCGCCGAUCUUGUUCUAAAGAAUCAGGAAUUAGACGAGAUAAAGCACGAUGUGCGGAGCUUGAAGGCGGAUAUAGGACAGUUGCAGCAGACUAUAUAUAUAUUAACGACCGAGAACAUCGAGCUGGCAAAUAAAUUGUCGGCGGAGAAGGAGUGCAACGAGAAAUCGUCUGUUGAAACGCAGCGGACCAUCGACGAGCUUUACGCGCGAAACUCAAAGAUAGUGGAUGAAAAACUCGAACUUGAGAAUAACGUGGCAAAUCUUAACGAACAUCUGGAGACCCUUCGCGCGAGGAUGCCCGAGAUGAACUUUAACGAGGAGCAGAUAAUUCACAAGUACGAGAAACAGGUCAGCGAGUACACGGCAAAAAAUAUGGAACUGUUGUCCGAGCUCGCGGACAAAACGAAAGAACUCGAGAUGUUGAGGGAGAGCAAGUCGCUUCUGUACGAGCACGAUUGUAUGUACAAAGAUAAAUUAGCGGAUCUCAUGCAGAAGCAUGAGUAUUUGAUAACUGAAAACAAUGAACUUUCCACUGAUCUGAUGGAGAAGAUCGAGGAGAACGAGGAAUUGAAACAGGAGUGUGACAGUCUGACGAGCAAGCUGGAAUUGUCACUGAAGAAUAAGGUGAGCACUGGUAACGACGAUGCGGAGCAGCUGAGAACGGAGAAUACUCUGUUGAAAACCGAGCUGAUGGAGCUGAAAACCAAAGCGAAACUUUUAACCGAAGAAAACGCGAAAAUGUCCAGUCAAUUAAUGGAAAUCCUGGAGGAUCUAGAUAAUACGCGAAAGUCCAACACUUGCAACGACACCAUGCAUCUGUCGACAUUGUAUAACACUACCUUGACCGAUGCGGCGGAUAAGGCUGCGUUAGACGACACCGCCGAGGCAAAGAUCUUAAAUCUGCAGGAGCAAGUUAACAAUCUCACGCAUCUCAACAGAAAGCUCAGCGAUAUAAAAUUAAGUGCCUGUAAUCAGUGCGACCAUUUGAACGAGUUAAACAAGGACCGACGAGAGCUGAAGCUCCAAGUGAAGACUCUCACUCGCAAAUUGGAGAAUCUGCAGAGGAAGUUCAGCAGCGAAUCGGCGAAGAGCGACGCGCUCAUACUGAAGGCCAAAGAAGACGUGAACCUAAGUGCAUGCAAUUUAUCUUUUAAUGCCAGUUUCUCGGAGAGCCUGAAUGUCAGCUACGCCGAGGAGAGGCUUCAAUCGCUGAAUAGUGAAUUGCAAAUUUUGAAGGAAAAUCAUAAUAAACUGUCGGAUUUGUAUGAGGAGAAGUGUAUCGAGGUCGAGGAAUUGCAAAAUAGCACCAUCACGGAUUUGAUGACUGACGACGUGAAUUCCAGCGUCAAGAAAACCCCAAGCAAAAUUUCAUCGAGGCUGGAAAAUAUCGCGAAAGGUAUGAAAGAGUUGGAAGACGAUUUCAAGAAGAUAAGAGAAAACAACGAAAGUGUCAAGGUAGAUCUCGCGAAGUUCAUUAAUGAGAGAGAAUCGUUACUACAUGAAAUUAGUACGUUGAAGACCGCUAAUGGUGAGCUGCUGCAGAAAUUGUCGGAAAGUGAGUUCCUGCACACUACUGCCUUGGAGAAAGUCGAUAUCCUUGAAAAUGAGGUGCAAGAAAUGACGAAAAAGCUGCAGGAGUUUACCGUAAGUUACAAAGAGAUCGAAAAUGCGAAGUUGCUUCUCGAGGUCGAAGUGGAAGGUCUGAAAGAGGAAAAAGCGAUGAAGGAGCGGACGGUAAACGAAUUGCGUCAAAGCCAUUCCUGCCUGGAACACGAGUUGGACUUAACAAAGAAGGAGAAAGAAACGCUUAACAGCGACAUCGCUCUUAUGGAGCAAGAGCACAAGGAAAAGCUGGAAUCUCUGAAGGCGAUGAACGAGGAGUUGACCGGCGCUAAAGCGACUAUCUCGCAGGAAUUCGCUAAUUAUUCUAAAGAUUCGGAAAAUAGACUGACGGAGCUUAGUGAGAAGAUAAACAAGUGCACCUCCGAGAACGAUUAUCUGAAACAGGAAUUGAUCAGGCUGCGCGACAUAGAAAAUCAAUUUGAGAAGAUGAAAACCGAGUAUCAGUCCAGGUCACAGCAGGACAAGAGAUUGGUCGACGAUAACAAGAAGAUGAAAAAUGCGUUGAACGACAUUUCUAAGAACAUCAUUAAGGAGAUCAAGUAUCUCAAGCCUAAAUUCGACGCUCAGGAAUUCAUGGAUAAAUCGGUGGAGGAGCUGUUCCAGAUAUUUGUACAAACCAUCGUGGCGAAGGAGACAGAAGUAGUGAAAGCUAUGCGAGUGGAAUUCGACAAGGAGAGGCAGAAGCUCGAGGAUGAAAAACGGCAGAGCGUGGACGCGGAGAAGCGUACGUCGCUGUGGGCGAGAGAACUGGAGGGUGAGAUAGAGAAGCUUCAGAGGGAGCUGACCGAGCGAGAGGCCGCAUACAAGGAACUUGAUAUGGAGUUCGCGCGCUUGGAGGAUUGUUUCAAGGAGGUCGAUCGCGACAGGGAGACGCUGAGAGACAAGAAUAGCCAGCUCGAGGCAGAGUUCAAUAACUUGCAGACUGAGUAUAACAAAUAUUCGAGGAACGACACGAGGAACGAAGAGGCCGUUAUUACCGCGCAGAAGCGAGAGAAGCAGGCGCAAGAGACGAUCAGGAGUAAAGAGUCGGAAUUUCAGAUGAGACUGAAAUCGGAGAAGGAGGCGUACAACAAACGAAUCGAAGAUCUCACGUGCACGAUCGAGUCCCUUAAGACGAGAAACAUGGAGCUGACGAACACCAUCGAGGGCCUCGAGGCUAAUCAGAAGCAACUGAAGAACAUCGUCGAUUUGAAGAACAACGAAUUGAUGAAGAGCAAUCAGAUCGUUCAGAAGAGGCAGGUUGAGUUCGAGCAGCUCACGGAAGCCUACAACGAUUUGAAUAAGGAACUGGAAGAGAAGGAGUUGCACAUCGUGGAGAUCAAGGAACUUCUGAGAACCAAGUGCGACGAGCUGACGGAGUAUAAAACUAAUUUCGAGACGAUCGUGCCCGAGAACAAGCUGCUGAAGCAACAGAUCGUCGAGCGGAAGGCCAACAUAGAACAGUACAAGAUGGAGAUAGAGACCCUGAAGAUGGAAAACAAGAAGGAGAUAGACGAGAUUAAGGAUCAGUUGAAUUUCGAGGAGCUGAGGAGUGUCGAGCUCAACAAACAGAUGGCCGAGUUGAACGACAAGAACGCGGCCCUGACGGACGAGAUGAACGUCCUGAGGGACGAUUACGCGACGUUACAGCGCAAGUGCGCGACGUUGGAAAAACGAGUCAGGAAUAGUACGAGCAAGGUCCAAGCGGAAGAGCAGAUAGAAGAGCUGAAGGACCUGAACAGGUCCCUGCGAAACAAUUUGGACGGCGCUAGCAAUCGGAUAACGGAGCUGCAGACCGCGAAGACCGAUCUGAUGAAGCAGGUGGUCAUUCUGAGCAGCCAGUACGACGCGUCGUGCAAGGACAGUCAGGAGUUGAGGGAAGCGCUGUCGGCGUACAAGUCGAGGCACAACGACACGUAUACGGCCUGCGAGAGGUACGACGAGUUGCUGCGGGAGAAGAACAAGAUCGCGUUGGAGCUGGAGGCGAUGAGGGUGCAGCUGAACCAGAAGAGCAGGGACAUCGAAAGAUAUACCGGCGAGAUAAAGGCGUUGACGGAGAAGAACGCGGAACUCGAUCAGGAAUCGGAGGAGCUGGCGCAAGUUAUUCGCGACCACGACACCGAGAUCGCGAGGCUACAGGACAAGUAUUACACGUGUCGCAACGAAGCUGACGAGCUGCGGGACAGGAUAAGAGCCCUCGAGAGCGGCGGUCAAAACCGCCUGCCGCUGAGAACGGACGUGUUGUCGUCCUCCGACAGGACCGAGAGGUCGCACGACGACGAGUGCAGUUGCGCGACGUUGAAGAACAAGAUACGGGAGCUGCAGCUGGAGGUCGUGUCGAGGAACGGAAAGAUCGCGACGUUGGAGCUGCAAAUACGCAGCGGUAGUUUCCCGUAUCAGAUGAAGUGCAAAGAGCUGCAGGAGCAUCUGUCGGCGUACACCGACAAGAAUAGCGAGCAGAAAGCGGAAAUUAAGCGACUGCAGAUGGCCCUGUUACGUACGAGCGCGAAGGAAUGCGACGUGUGCAAACAGAGACUCGUGAAUAGGCGACAUCAAACAUGCCAGACGAUGCCGAGCAAUAUAUUGCGAUUUUGCGGCACGAGCAGCGGCAUAAUCGAUGAUGACAUAAGAAUAUCGAAAUUGGAGAAGGAGAAGCAGAUUAUGAAGGAUGUGUGCCGAUCCAGAUCGAAGACUAUAAAGGAACUCGAGAAGAAAGUAGAGGAGUACGAGAAGUUGUUGCAAUCCAACAAUUUAUGAUCUGCGUACUGACCAAAUUGACCAUUGAUUUCUAUAUGUAUAUUAAAUUAAUAUGUAAUUUACGGCAUUUUAUAUCACGUUGCAAUUGACAAUAACUAGAUUUUAGAAGUUUAACAUAACGUAAGGAGCGUAUAAAAAAUAGAUACGGUAUUUUUAAUGUUACAACGAUAAUAUGAUAGUUUUUAUAUUUUUGUAACGUGCAGAGAACUGCGAUUACUUAUUUUUUAUACAUCAACUACAAAUAAUAAUGACAUAUUUUUCGCCAUUUUUGCUGCGUUUCUUAAGAUAAUGUAAUUCCUGUGAUAUGAAAUUUAACUUUAAGAUCAAAAUGUAAGUUGUGUAUAUAUAAGACUAUUAUAGGGACCAAGAAUUCAAUAGUUGUAAGAAUUCUAUUUUAUUCACAUUGUCCCUCUUAGAUUUACAUAUAUACAUAUAUUAUAUAUUUUUUUCAAAAGCAACGCGUGAUACAAUUGUAUCAUUCUAAAAAUAAGAUCGUAAAAAAAGAUUCUACAGUAAUUUAUGCAGUCUCUGAAUGCAGAGUGAAAGAUACACGAGAUAAAAUCAUAUUGCAGAAUAGAACAGAAAUUUCAAUGAAGAAAUAAUGUUUAAUUAUGUUUUUUAAUUACAUAAAAUAAUUUAAUAAUUAAUUACUAAGUAUUACGAUUUUUAUGACAAAAAAUAAAAUGUUUUCCUUUCUGUUUAACAGAUUCUGGCGUUAAACAAAUUAAAGCUUUCUGAGCGAACUGAUUAGUGCUUAUUUAUUUGAUUCAUUUCGGAAAGAUGUGUUGACAUUUUAAUAAGUUCAGCGUAAUAUAACAUUUUAUUCCCAAGAUAUUUUACAAAUUAUUUUUAAAACAAUAUAAUUCCUGUGAUAUAAGAUUUAACUUGAUCAGAAUAUAUAGAGUGUAAUAUAUAUAAAAUUAUUACAGAACCGAACUAAAUUAGUAGGUAUAAAAAUUUAAUUUUACUCGCAAUUGUGCCUUCCAGAUUUACACCCUAUAUAUAUAUAUAUAUAUAUACAGUUCCAGAAGUAAUAAUAACGCGUGGUGUUAAAACCGAUGUACCAUUUUAUUAAUAAAAAUUUUUAAUAUACA
This is a messenger RNA of Wasmannia auropunctata (little fire ant), 15188 nucleotides long. RefSeq lists its product as uncharacterized. The transcript has 37 exons. Gene Ontology annotation, molecular function: ATP binding; plus-end-directed microtubule motor activity; microtubule binding. Gene Ontology annotation, cellular component: microtubule. Gene Ontology annotation, biological process: mitotic cell cycle; microtubule-based movement. The record is from RefSeq and is a predicted model, not a curated record. Lineage: Eukaryota; Metazoa; Arthropoda; Insecta; Hymenoptera; Formicidae. Bases 136 to 14094 code for a protein of 4652 amino acids.